Molecule: messenger RNA, 1437 nt
Organism: Clonostachys rhizophaga
Lineage: Eukaryota; Fungi; Ascomycota; Sordariomycetes; Hypocreales; Bionectriaceae
Source: the annotation of a GenBank genome assembly
AUGAACAGAAGCAUACUACAGCAGGUAAGAAUCACCCAACAACCAGAGCGCUGGUUCAACAUCAGGCACCGACGUCUCUCCACUAAAACGACGGUUCCCCUCGUUAUCAACGGCAAAGAUGUUGAGACAUCCAAUGUCCAUUCUGUUAUAAGCCCUUUGACGGGUAAGCCAAUAUGGUCUCUGGCAUGUACAUCAAGCCAGCAUCUCGAAGAUGCCAUCCAAAGUGCCCAUUCCGCUUUCCCUAGGUGGUCCAAGACCAAGGCAUUCGUACGAAGCGAUAUCUUUCUUACUGCGGCUGAUAUUAUGAAUAAGCGACGAUCAGAACUUGGUGAAUACAUGCACCAUGAGAUAGGAGCUAACCAAAGAUAUCAAGAUUUUAUUUUAGGGCUUGCUAUUGAUGGCCUGAAAGACACGGCUGGGCGAAUUUUUGGGGCUGUCCAGGGGUCUACACCAGAGUCGACCUACGAAGGAAUAAAGGUCAUCGUUCAUAAGCGCCCCUAUAGAGUAAAUCUUAGGAUUACAUCGAAUGCGCCAUACCAUCUUGGACUGCGAUCUAUCUCCUUUGCCCUUGCUCCUGGAAAUACAGCUAUUCUGAAAGGAGCAGAACUUUCACUACAGUACUACUGGGGAAUUAUUAACAUCUUCCGCGAAGCUAGUUUACCAGACGGAGCUCUGAAUCUCAUCUUUCACUCUCCCCAAGAUACAGGCACCACCAUCAGCGCCCUUGUAUCCCAUCCGACAGUAAAGAAGAUCAACUUUACCGGAAGCACCAGGGUUAGCAGCAUUAUCUCAGAAAUUGCUGGUAAACAUCUGAAACCUGUUCUUAUAGAGCUCGGAGGAAAAGCAAGUGCGAUUGUGCUCGAAGAUGCCGACCUAGAGCAAGCUGCCCUCCAUUGCGCACGAGGAGCUUUUAUAAAUGCUGGGCAGAUAUAUAUAUCAACCGAACACGUCUUAGUACAAGAUUCGAUCGCCCCCGAAUUCCAGAAUAUCCUGCAACGCACUAUUCAAGACCUAUUCGGUCCUUAUAACUGCGGCUUCAGCCUAACGAAACCGGGCCUUAAUAUCAGAUACAGUCGGCAAGGGUGCAGAAUCAGUACAAAUCUUCAGCAACACUCACAAAGAUCAAAUCUUUAUACCAGCGAAUCUUUUGGUCCCAGCGUAUCACUCUUCACUUUUGAAACCUUAAAUAAUACUAUCACAUUAGCCAAUGACACAGACUACGGCCUGUCAGCUUCCAUCUUCACAGACGACUUAGGCAAGGCAUUCCGUAUUGCUGACGAAUUGGAAUCCGGGGCUGUCCAUAUCAACUCGAUGACCGUUCACGAUAAGUAUCCCCUUCCCCAUGGCGGAGUAACGAAUAGCGGGUUUGGAUGUUUCAAUGGUUACCAAGGGUUGGAUGAAUUUCUAUACUAUAAGACAGUCACCUGGAUGGAGUAG